Molecule: messenger RNA, 1812 nt
Organism: Rana temporaria (common frog)
Lineage: Eukaryota; Metazoa; Chordata; Amphibia; Anura; Ranidae
Gene: GTF2A1L
Product: general transcription factor IIA subunit 1 like
Exons: 9
Coding region: 115-1566 (483 amino acids)
Biological process (GO): transcription initiation at RNA polymerase II promoter; transcription by RNA polymerase II
Cellular component (GO): transcription factor TFIIA complex
Source: RefSeq, a predicted model, not a curated record
ACAUCUUCCAGGUAAUGGCGGGGUCAUGUGAUUUUAUGGUCAUGUGAUGCAGCUACUGAAGAGGAGCAGGUGGGGCAGCCUGACACAGCAGGUGAAGGUUGAUGGGGAUGAGUCAUGGCUCACUCUGGUAAUCCCAAUCCUGUGCCCAAACUCUACAAGUCUAUUAUCGAAGAUGUUAUUGAAGGCGUAAGUGAACUUUUUACUGAAGAAGGUGUUGAUGAGCAAGUUCUUAAGGAGCUUAAGCGAUUAUGGGAAACCAAAGUUAUGCAGUCCAAAGCAACGGAGGGAUUCUUCAGAGAUCACUGCAACGUGCCGCAGUUUGUUCUGCAGUUGCCACACCAUUUGCACCAGUCUCUUCAUACAACAACAGUCCUUCAAGGAAAUAGAAACAUUUCCAGUUUUACAGACCUGCAUUCAUCAGGGUCAAGCAGUUCAUUUACUUUACCCCAUGGACUCACAUAUCCAAUCCACCUACCAGCUGGAAUGACGGUGCAAACUGCUUCUGGACAACUUUACAAAGUGACUGUGCCAGUAAUGGUAACUCAGGCACCUGGAGCACCAAGAAUUCUUCAUCAGCCGGUUCAGCAGUACUUUCAGCACAUCACCCGUCUUCCCAAACCAGCCGCUAACACCCAACUGGGUGGGGAGAUUCAGGGGGCACAAAAAUGGCAGCAGCCGCACGUGACUCAAACCAACAAGUUUAAUGAGGUCACCGGUACACUUGAUGGCAAAAGCACUUUGGAUAAUAAUUUUGGAAAUGCUAAUGCAGGGCCAUUUAUUCAGCAGACUGUUGAUAUGCAGAAGCAGCAACUUGUAAGUAAUGUGCUUAAUCAGCCAUUGAAUGGUUUAAAAGAAAAUAAUUGUAAUGAUAUGCCACCACUGCUGUUUAGUCCCAAGCAGACGGAAUUAACCUUGGCUGAUAACUCUGAAUCUUUGCUGAAUAACUUAAACAUGGCUCAGACAGUUCAAGGACAGCCAGACAAUGACUGCACAAGCCUAUUAAAAUCACAGGUUGCUGAUGAUAUCGUUGAUCUGUUAAUGCUGGAUGACGAAGAUGACAAUGGGAAUAAAAAUAUACCACUGGACAACAACACCACCGCAAACGUACCAGAUAAUGAGCAAAGUCAGGUAUCCACCCUGGAGGACCUGCUCUCUCCCGGAGACAAUGACAUAAUUCAGCUUGAUGGGACUGGAGAUACUUCCUCUGAGGAAGAACUUGGAACCGUCAGGGACGUUGAUGAAAAUGAGUUUCUUGGCAUCAUUGACACAGAAGAUCUUAAAGCUCUGGAAGAGGAAGAUUCCGGCUCAAACAACUCCACCAGCAGUAGCAGUGAUGAUGAGGAUCCCGAGAUUGACAUAAUUGAAGAGGAUCCAUUAAACUCUGGAGAUGAUGUGAGUGAGCAAGAAGUCCCGGACAUGUUUGACACAGACAAUGUAAUCGUAUGUCAGUAUGACAAGAUACACCGAAGUAAGAAUAAGUGGAAGUUCUACUUAAAAGAUGGAGUUAUGUGCUUUGGAGGAAAGGAUUAUAUUUUUUCUAAAGCAAUCGGGGAGGCCGAAUGGUGAAGUAAAUAGAAAUUUUGCCUGAACUCGAUCUAAAACACAAGUCUUAUUUAUUUACUUUGAUAAGGAUUUAAGUUGGAAAUAAAUGUUUGGAUUAAACUGUAAUUCAACUUUCCUGCCAAAAUGUUGUUUUGUAAAGUGGGAUCGAGAAAUACAAAAUGUUGUAAAUAGCAUUUAUUACUGUUUAUGUUGUUUUUUUGAAUGUGAAAUUCAAUAAAAUAUCCACUGUGUGUGGUAGGUAAGGGGUAA